CGGAGGCCAAGGCGGCAGCUGCCGGGCAAGAGAGUCGGAAGCAGCCAGAGCGGGAUUUCAGCAAGACCCAAAUGCGGCUGGUGCAUCUUGACCUCAAGGGGGCAGCCCCCAAAGUGCCCUACCUGGAGCAGGUCUUCCCGCUCUUCUCCAAACUGGGUGCCAAUGGGAUCCUCAUUGAAUAUGAAGACAUGUUUCCGUUCAAGGGGGAGCUGGAAUCGCUGAAGUCUCCAUAUGCCUAUAGCGAAGAAGACGUUGAGAGAAUCCAGAAUCUGGCCGAGCUCAACAACCUGGAGGUGAUCCCGCUGGUGCAAACCUUUGGGCAUGUGGAGUUCAUCCUGAAGCAUGACAAGUAUCGGCACUUGCGGGAGGUGGAGCGAUUCCCCAACAGCUUCAACCCCCACGUCCCGGAGACGCUGGCCGUCCUGAAGGCCGUGCUCACCCAGGUGCUGAGCAAGCACCAGCGCUCCCACUGGGUGCACAUCGGGGCCGACGAGGUCUUCCACUUAGGGGAAGGGAUGGAUUCCAAGAACUGGCUGAGCCACAAUGCCGGCGACGUGGGCAAGAUGUACUUGAACCACAUCCGGGAAGUGGUGAACUUCAUCGCCAGCCAGGACUGGGGGUUCCAGGUGCUCCUGUGGGACGACAUGCUCCGCAAGGUCAGCGUGGCGGCUGUCCAAGAGUCCGGUAUCACCAAGCACGCUUCUCCCAUGUUGUGGUUUUAUGCUCCAAACUUUGAUACGCAACAAUUAGGGAAAUACAUCUCCAAAUACGCAGAGUGCGGCUUCAAGACCGUCUGGUUUGCCAGCGCCUUCAAGGGCACCACUGGCCCCGCCCAGGCCUGGACCCCCCUGAACCACCACCUGCAAAAUCACGUGCAGUGGCUGAGCAUCAUGCGAUCCCUGGCCAAGUCCCCCUCCCCGAGACUGCAGGGCAUCGCGCUGACCGGUUGGCAAAGGUAUGACCACUAUUCGGCCCUGUGUGAACUGCUUCCUGUCGGUAUCCCAUCCCUGGCUGUGUGUCUGCAGACCUUGGUGAAUGGUGGAUUUAACGAAGCAACCAAAAAGAAGGUCUUGGAUAUUCUGGGCUUCCAGAGCAUGCAGCUGGAGAAGAGCACAUGUGUCGGCAGCGGGGCCUUUCCUGGGUUGGAUAUCUACCGGAUGGUCGAGCAGGUCCACAGCCAGCUGAAAGACUCCAUCCUCAAAGUCCUGGAAGAGGAUAGUUCCAUUAAGGGGUGGUUCAGCCAAUAUCACCGCAAACACCAGUUCGGCAACCCACGCAACAUGGAGAGCUUCGGCAGCAAAGUGCUCAAGGCCCACGAUGACUGGGAGAGCUUCAUCCAAACCCUGCGUUCGCACAUGGAGGCCGUCUACUUCUCAGACACAGUCGAGGAGUGGAUGGAGGAGAAUGUCAACCCACACGUGGACCGGCUGCGAGAGUUCGUGCGGGACUUCAAGGAAAUCAUCCGCCUCAACGCUCGGCCCAAGACCCUCUAG
Messenger RNA from Euleptes europaea (tarantolino), 1493 nucleotides. RefSeq names its product hexosaminidase D-like. Lineage: Eukaryota; Metazoa; Chordata; Lepidosauria; Squamata; Sphaerodactylidae. Gene Ontology annotation, molecular function: hexosaminidase activity. The record is from RefSeq and is a predicted model, not a curated record. The transcript has 12 exons. Gene Ontology annotation, biological process: carbohydrate metabolic process. The coding region runs from base 72 to 1493 and encodes 473 amino acids.